Molecule: messenger RNA, 2409 nt
Organism: Ceratosolen solmsi marchali
Lineage: Eukaryota; Metazoa; Arthropoda; Insecta; Hymenoptera; Agaonidae
Gene: m
Product: zona pellucida domain-containing protein miniature
Exons: 9
Coding region: 302-2203 (633 amino acids)
Source: RefSeq, a predicted model, not a curated record
UACCGAAACUCUCAAGUUACAGUUCGAAGUUAAGAGCCCACUGAUCGCGAAAUUUUAGACAUCGGGAGCGACGUCUAAUUAAUAUACGUAACUCUUGAACAAUUUCUCUUUCGCUCGGUGUCAAAGACCAGAACUUAUCGAUAGUGAUCCGCACCUCUAAAGAACAAGAAAUUUCACGGCGACGAAAAGGGAAACUGAGUGGAGCCGGUGGUCGGGAUGCGGCACGAGGAGCUCAACGGCUCCAGCUAACGCAAGAUCGCGAGGAAAGCGUGAUUUAGCGUGAGAAGCUGGAAAAUCCAGGAUGCCAGGAGUGUGGAGACUGCUACAUACGCUGAUCUAUGUGAUGGUUGGCUUAAAAAUCAGCCGGAGUAGUAGCGAGAUUUGGCCACUAGAAAGGCCAGACGGGAUGCCGGCUAUACAGUCACUGGAGGUAAUGUGUGGCAAGGAUCACAUGGACGUGCAUCUAUCCUUUUCACAACCAUUCGAGGGUAUUGUCUCAUCCAAAGGUCAACACUCAGAUCCUCGAUGCGUCUAUGUUCCACCCUCAACUGGACAGACAUUCUUUUCCUUUAGAAUAGCCUAUGCUCGGUGUGGCACUAAGCCAGACAUGCAUGGACAAUUUUAUGAAAAUACUGUUGUUGUACAGUACGAUAAAGAUCUGUUGGAAGUAUGGGACGAAGCGAAAAGAUUGCGCUGUGAGUGGUUUAAUGAUUAUGAGAAAACCGCAUCUAAACCUCCUAUGGUGAUUGCUGACCUCGACGUUAUACAGCUUGACUUCCGAGGAGAUAAUGUCGACUGUUGGAUGGAAAUACAACAUGGAAAGGGUCCGUGGGCACCGCCAGUUUCUGGUAUUGUACCUCUUGGCUCUACUUUAACUCUCGUCGUUGCCAUUAACGAUUAUCGAGGUGAAUUUGACAUGCGCGUUAAAUCAUGCGUCGCUUCGGACGGGGGUGGACAUACGAUUCAGCUUAGUGAUGAGUUUGGUUGCGUGCUCCGACCAAAGAUGAUUAGUCGAUUUUUGAAGGCCAGAGGCUCCGACGACCGCGCCACUGUCAUAACUUAUGCCUUCUUCCACGCCUUUAAGUUCCCCGACGCUCUCAGUGUGCACAUCAAAUGUAAAGUCGAGAUCUGCCGGCACGGAUGUCUCGACCACUGCCAAUCCAAUGGUGUCAGUGGCGCCGAGUCUCUGGGCCUGGGUCACUAUAUUCAGGAACGAAACGAUGUGAAUGCCCACCAACAGCAUCAGCAACAGCAACAUUUGUACAUCGAACCGGAAAUGCCGGCGAGUAGUGUGAGUCAGGCACCCAGGCCUUUGGGCAUCAGCUCUGUGGAUGGGCCACCGAUUUAUGACGACGUUGUACACAACGGCGAUGAGAUGGCCUCAAUAGGCGGACACUUUCUGGAUGUUGAAAAAUCAGCCGCACCCAAAGCCCAAGCCCAAACAAGUAAUCAUCAGACUGGAUCCACAACACCUGAGUCUCUCGUUCAUUCCACUGCGGAUCCACUGCUCUCCAAACCUUACCUGUCAGUGCAGCCAGCACGAGUGACGCGCUAUCAGCCCCAAGAGCACUUUCCACACGGACCACGUAAGCUCGAGCAGGAUGAGGACGAACGGCCGGAGGUGAAAUUUAGGGAGCCGAGAGCGAAUGAUUCCGUACCGAUGAGUAUGAGCGAGCCUAGCAGAAAUCUGACAAAAUCACGACUCGAGCCUUUAAACGGCACAGCGAAUCGGCGCAGACGCUCCCUUCAGGUGUCCGAUCGGAAGGUUCGCAGCGCCGACGUCGGUGUCUCCGGUAUAUACGAGGUCAUUUCCGAGGCCGAUCUGGCUUUUAGUCCAGACAAUCACGCCGAGGCAGUCACUGUAUUUCAGGGUCGGAUACGGGAGGAAGUCGUCUACGGGAUCUGCUUACCGGUAAGCGGCUUCAGCGCCCUUUUCGUCAUUGUCGCCCUCUCCGCAGUAGUGUCAGCUCUCGUCGCAGGUGCUAUGGUCCAUCGGCUGCAGGCACAGCGCGAGCUCGCACGCAACGCCCGGAAGAGCCUGCCAGCAAGUUUGGCGGCGAUCGCCGCGGCUCAUCGACUGGUUGACCCUAGAAAUGGCCAGCAGCCUGGGUGGCUCCAGGCCUACGGACUUUUCCGGGCGCGAUGCCUUAUUGAGAGACAGAGAAACCAGAGUCAACUAUCUUCCAUCGAAGCCAAUAAAUGAAGGCGCCGAUGUUAGUGUAGGCGGAUGUGUGUGGAGGGCCCGAGCAGAAUUCAAAAUUAGUCGUACGGUCCAUUCGAAUGCCCUUGGAGUGAAAAUUGCAUUGAAUGGUACCGAGAUAGGAUUUGCGAUAGCUCUGUUCUAUUCAAGGUAUUGAAAACGAAAAGCUCGUUUUAUCUAAAUGCAACUGUAAUUUGUAACACGCUGAU